Messenger RNA from Trichoderma gamsii, 5661 nucleotides. RefSeq names its product aconitate hydratase, mitochondrial. Gene Ontology annotation, cellular component: mitochondrion; cytosol. Gene Ontology annotation, biological process: tricarboxylic acid cycle. Gene Ontology annotation, molecular function: 4 iron, 4 sulfur cluster binding; aconitate hydratase activity. The transcript has 4 exons. NCBI's taxonomy places the organism in Eukaryota, Fungi, Ascomycota, Sordariomycetes, Hypocreales, Hypocreaceae. The record is from RefSeq and is a predicted model, not a curated record. Bases 1 to 5661 code for a protein of 1886 amino acids.
AUGGCCCAUAGGUUCAUCAUUGAUUCCAGCCCCAUGGCCAAGGGUUCGCCGUUAACACCAGAUAGGCGACAAGCUAAUAACUUUUCGCAAUUCGGCGACGGACCGACGAGCACGACUUCAAGCACUGGGGGAGGACUGUUUGGCCAACCACGCGGCCAAAAUGCUCCUCUGGGCCGAAACUUCGGAGGGAGGCCAUCUGGGCUAAGCCGACAGCUUCGUGCCAACGGUAACGACAAGGAGGACGAUUUUGGCGACGGUUUCGACGACGACGACGAACUUCCCCCCCAGAGAGGAAGUUUGUUUCGAAGCACACCCCAGACAACUCGGGCAUCACAAAGAAACGAUGAUAUGGAAGCCGAGGUGGAGCGAUACAUCGACGAGGAAAUGGAGGAAGAACUGAGCGCGGAUGCCUCUGAAACGGGUGAUAUUUUCCUAAACAUGCGACAUGAUGACCGUGCAUAUGGUCAGCCAGUUAUUGGCGACGAUUCAGAUCUAAUGAUGCUACAAACACCUGCGGCAACGGCCAGAGUGCGCAAGGAAGCUGAGAGCAUAUAUAGCCAGUCGACUCGCUUUAGGCCUACGAGAAACCACGAGCUUCAAUUCGCCACCAUUGCCAAAGAUAUCUAUACGUAUCAAGAGCCUGCCCGAAUCACAGAGAGCCCGGACUUGAUCCUAAAGACCGAAAACCUGGUUUGCCAGCUAUACAACGAUGGGGUUGGCGCGCACGAGGACACGGAAAGACUGGAAAACUCACUUGCUAAUAUAACCUACCGACUCAUUCAACUGUGGACAGAGUACACCGAGGAGCUUCCUCCGCCAGAAGGCGAAGAUCUGGCCACCAUUGGACCACCAGAAGGCGCAGACCCGUUUGAAAAAGCUGCCUAUGUUGCCCAUCUGAUUCUCCGUAUGCACCAUGCUCGCUUCGACACAAAAACCGAGGACGAUAAGGUGCCACCAUUGCCAGAAAUUCUCUUUGACUGGUUACAAAGCAGCCACAACUUAUUUCCCAACCAAGUUCGAGAGAUUUCCAGAUAUAAGCCCAGCCCUGCAUGCCACAGCCUGUACUGGCAGACUCUGAGAAAUGCACUGCUACGGGGUGACGUAACCGGAGCACAGCAGCUUUUGAGAAAUGCUGGCUGGGAGCAUGUUCGCCGAGGACCUCUGGGCGGCCCAACGUACACUGGCAAGGCCCUCGAAAACGUACGAAGGUUUGCAGAGGCUACGUGUGAGAUGCUUGACCAAUGCCCCGCAGCACGGAACGACUGGGAGAUUCUGGAUAGCAGCUGGACUCUAUUCCGAGUCCAAGCUCGAGGCUCUCUGGAUAGACUCACCCUGUUUGCUGAAGGCAAAGACACUAGCCUACUGGACUCUCUGAACGACGGAGUCGACUCGUCCAUGUCAGCAAUGGCCAAGAAGGCGUCGAGCCAAAUUCCGUGGGAUAUUUACGAAAAUUUACAGACUGUAUAUGACAUUGUCCUGGGACAGACUGAGGCUAUCUUGGAGACGGCGCAAGAUUGGUGCGAAGCAACAGUUGCACUGUUUGGCUGGUGGGAUGAGGGAGUCCAGCGCCCCAAGAGCCUGAUGCAGUCUCAGUUUGGUGUAUCGCCCGGUAGCUUUACAGACUCUGAGGACUACUUUGAUCGACUUGUGACGGUGUUCAAUGUUGUUAUCCAAUCUGGCCUGACCCCUAACACAAUGAAUCCCGUAGAGGUUGCCCUUGCAUCUGCCUUUGAAGGCAACGUUCACGCUGUGGUUGGAUGCCUGAGAACGUGGUCACUACCAGUUGCUUGCUCAGUAGCCGAAAUCGCUUCUUUGGGCAAAUGGCUUCCGCCCCAAGAAUCUGCGAAGCCGCUACCGGCUGACAGUCUGGAUAUCGACGAUCUAAUGCUUCUUGGAGUCGGCCAGCCUACCACGGAUGAUGUCGAGGGCAUCAAAGACACAACUCUUGUUAUUUAUGCGAGAGAGCUGGCAGGAAUUGAGCACCUCUCACCACAGCGAGACGGCUGGGAGAUGGCCAUUCAGGUGCUUGGGCGGAUGGACGUUCCAGAAAAGUCAGAGGAAAUAGUUGGUGAACUACUGAGAGACCUUUUGGCAACAUUGGAUGAGAACUCUAGCACAACGGUUGAUAAGAUGUGGAGGCUGUUGAGCGACCUGGGCAUGAUGAAUUAUGCUGAGGAGACUGCAGAGACAUUUGCCGAGAUUUUGUCAAAAGAAUCUCACCGAUACGGCGAAGCUCUUUGGUAUUUUGCACUAUCUCACCGCACGGACCGAGUUCGUGAAGUGCUGAACCUUCUCAUGUCCUAUUCGCUGGUACAGUCGACGGUAUAUCCUGCCGAAGAGGAUCUUGACGAAGAUCUCAAGGGCUUGCUUCGAAACAGAUCAGAAACCUUGGAAGACAAGGCAAAGGUUGAUCUGGAAGCCGCCCAGGUGCUAGGCCGCAUGCUCAGCGGCUACGCUACGUUGCGCAAAUUCUACGAGAUCAGAGAUGAGAUUGGAAAUAUCGAAGAAACUUCACCUUCUAGGGCUCUUGCCAUGAAGAAGCAAGCUGCGUUCGCGUUGGUGGCUGUCGUCUCUAGCUCAGGCGACAACAUCCGCGGCGGGCUCUACGACGAGACAAGAGAUGCUGUGGUCAGCGAAGACUUUUUGCUGGCUCUGCUUGGCGAAACAACAGUCUUCAUCAACCAGUCGCCCUCUAUCAUCUCUCUCGAGCAACUCGACAUUCUGCUCAAGGCGAUUGAGGAUAUUCAAGCGGUGGGCACCAGAGUGUACUCGACGUGCGAAGAGUUUUUCAACCUGGUGCUCGCGUCAGGACACGGCUUGAAGGGAUCUACGCCCUCAGAUCUGAUGAAGUCGACAAGUUCGCUGAGUGGUAGUACAUAUAUGAUGAGUGGCAGUUCACUUCUUGCUAGUCACAUGCAAAAGUCUAUCAUGGGAGGAGGAGGCAAAGUGAACAGGGGCUGGGACUGGCGGAAGGGCUGGCUUGCUAAUACCAAGGGAGAAGACGUGAUUCGCAAGCUGAGAUUAGGACUGGCCAAAGAUCUGGCUUCACUAUGGCUGGAUGAUGCCGAUGGGCGCCAGCGCCAGCUCUUUGGUGCAAUGACGUGCGCCACUUUGCCCCGAUUCUCUCCCGCCGCCGGUCUCCAAUCCGAUACCGCGCAUUGCCAAUCUCAAAACUUUCACCCCACCAAAAAGUUUGUUCGUGGGAAUGAAUCACGAGCGCAGAAGAUGGCACCAAUUGAACUGGCAGGUCGUUCUGGAGGCGCCAUGACUAGCCUUUUGCGACGAGCGGGAUCCGGCUCCGCGGCCGGAGCUCUGAACCGCACUCUAUGCACUUCUUCGACCAGGCGAUUCUCGAGCGUCAAGUCCCUGCCGCCGACGUACGAGAAGCUCUUCAACAGAUACACCGAAGUGCGCCGAGUCCUGGGCAAGCAGCGCCUGACGCUCGCUGAGAAGAUUCUCUACAGCCACCUGGACAAUGUCGAAGAGUCACUUCUGACCAACACGGACAAUGGAUCCAGCAUCCGCGGCAAGGCCAACCUGCUGCUGAAGCCCGACCGGGUCAACAUGCAGGAUGCGUCUGCGCAGAUGGCGCUGCUACAAUUCAUGUCGUGCAAUCUGGAGAGGCCGGCCAUCCCUGCGAGCAUCCACUGCGACCACCUGAUCGUGGGCGCAAAGGGCGCAGAGGACGAUUUGUCGACGGGCAUCCAGGCGAACAAGGAGAUUUUCGACUUCUUGGAGUCUGCGGCGCGCAAGUACGGCAUGGACUUUUGGCCGCCUGGCGCGGGUAUCAUUCACCAGACCGUGCUGGAGAACUAUGCUCUGCCGGGUCUGAUGAUGCUGGGCACUGACAGCCACAGCCCCAAUGCUGGCGGUCUCUGCACUGUCACGAUUGGUGUUGGAGGUGCCGAUGCCGUUGAGGCGCUGGUUGGCGCCCCGUGGGAGCUCAAGGCCCCCAAGGUUCUUGGUGUCAAGCUCACUGGUAGCCUGAACAACUGGGUUGCUCCUAAGGAUGUCAUCCUGAAGCUGGCUGGCGAGCUGACGGUUCGUGGCGGCACUGGCUCCAUCAUCGAGUACUUUGGCCCUGGUGUUGACACUCUGAGCGCUACUGGUAUGGCUACUAUUUGCAACAUGGGCGCCGAGGUUGGCGCAACAACAUCCCUCUUCCCUUACACUGAAGCUUCUGCUCGUUACCUCGAGUCUACCCGCAGAGGCCAGGCUGUUGAGAACAUCAAGGCCCUGCAGAGCUUCCCCGGAAACAGCGCCUCUGAGGAUUCCCGCUUCCAGUUCAAGGCCGAUGAAGGUGCCGAGUAUGACCAGCUCAUCACCAUCAACCUCUCUGAGCUGGAGCCCCAUGUCAACGGCCCCUUCACUCCCGACCUGGCUACCCCCCUGUCCAAGUUCAAGAAUGUCGUCAAGGAGCAGCAGUGGCCUGAGAAGCUAUCUGCCGGUCUUAUCGGCAGCUGCACCAACAGCUCCUACGAGGACAUGACCCGUGUGGAGAGUCUCCUCAAGGAGGCGGCCGACGCUGGUCUUAAGCCUGCUGCUGAUUUCUACAUCACCCCUGGUAGUGAGCAGAUUCGCGCCACUCUGGAACGUGACGGCACUCUUAAGACUUUUGAGGCUGCCGGCGGCGUGUUGCUAUCUAACGCUUGUGGUCCUUGUAUCGGCCAAUGGCAACGACAGGAUGGUGUUACCAAGGGAACCUCUAAUGCUAUUCUCACCUCAUACAACCGCAACUUCCGUGGUCGAAACGAUGGCAACCCCGAAACUAUGAACUUCCUUGCCUCCCCCGAGAUUGUCACCGCCAUGGCCUUUGCUGGUUCAACCACAUUCAACCCCAUGACCGACACUAUCAAGACCCCCUCUGGCAAGGACUUCAAGUUCUCUCCCCCUCACGGUCUUGAAGGCCCCCAGACUCCCUUUGAAGCCGGCGUCCCCUCACUCGGUGUCCUCUCCCAGCAGCCCGACCCCAGCAUUCAAGUCGCCGUCUCCCCAUCUUCCGAUCGUCUCGCCUUCCUCGAGCCCUUUGCCCCUUUCCCCGAGUCCGACCUCUCCGGCCUCCGCGUCCUCGUCAAGGUCACCGGCAAGUGUACCACCGACACAAUCUCCGCCGCCGGCCCCUGGCUCAAGUACAAGGGCCACCUCCCCAACAUCAGCACAAACACCCUCAACACCGCCACCAACGCCGAGACGGGCGAGGUCAACGCCGCCUACGAUCUCGACGGCUCCAAGCACACCAUCCCCGAGCUCGGCCAGCUGUGGAGGGAGCGCAACCAGGAGUGGCUCGUCGUCGCAGAGCACAACUACGGCGAGGGAUCGGCUCGUGAGCACGCCGCUCUGCAGCCUAGAUACCUCGGCGCGAGAGUCGUCCUGACAAAGUCUUUUGCACGCAUCCACGAGACGAACCUGAAGAAGCAGGGCGUUGUGCCGCUGACGUUUGAGAACGAGGCUGAUUACGACAAGAUUGGAGCUGGUGACGAGGUUAGCACUGUGGGACUGUACGAGAUGCUCCGCAAUAAGGGCAAGGGAGAUGUUCAGCUCAAGGUCAAGAAGGCCAGUGGCGAGGAAUUUUUGAUCCCGACGAAGCAUGCUGUUAGCAAGGACCAGGCGGGAUUCAUCUUGGCUGGCAGUGCGCUGAACUUGCUGUCCAAGGGCGUAUAA